Molecule: messenger RNA, 486 nt
Organism: Colletotrichum chrysophilum
Lineage: Eukaryota; Fungi; Ascomycota; Sordariomycetes; Glomerellales; Glomerellaceae
Exons: 2
Coding region: 1-486 (161 amino acids)
Biological process (GO): carbohydrate metabolic process
Molecular function (GO): polygalacturonase activity
Source: RefSeq, a predicted model, not a curated record
AUGACGGUUCGCAACCUUCGGAUGGUUCAAAGUCAAAUGUGGACUAUGACGAUCAUGUGGUCGAAGAACGUCCUCUUUGACGGUAUCUACAUCAACAGUACCUCGAGCAAUGGGAACCCUGCCAGGAACACUGACGGCGCAGACACCAUCAACUCGGAUCACAUCACGUUUCGCAACAUGUACAUUCGCAAUGGUGACGAUGCUAUUGCCCUGAAGGGUAAUUCCACCAACAUCUUGAUCGAGGAUUCGACCCUUGACCGCUCCCUUGGAAUCGCAUUUGGAAGUCUUGGGCAGUACAAGGGUGUAUUCGAAAGAGUUGAGAAUGUUACCGUCCGUCGAAUCAAAGGGUUAAAGACUCGAUAUGGUGCCUAUGUCAAGACUUGGACCGGCGAUCAGGUGUCGUACCCACCUAACGGCGGCGGCGGAGGUAUCGGGUACCUUCGAAAUGCAAGUGAGUGUUCAAACUUCCGUAUGAUUGAGGCUUGA